Triticum dicoccoides is the source of this 894-nucleotide messenger RNA. RefSeq lists its product as uncharacterized. The record is from RefSeq and is a predicted model, not a curated record. The transcript has a single exon. Bases 244 to 552 code for a protein of 102 amino acids. NCBI's taxonomy places the organism in Eukaryota, Viridiplantae, Streptophyta, Magnoliopsida, Poales, Poaceae.
CCCUCCCCGGAGACAAUCUCCCCCGAUCCCAACCUCCUCCUCUCUCCAAUCUCAUGUGCGCCAACCAUGGUCAGCAUCCAGCUCACUCCCAGCCUCCAGCUCGGCUCACGGCCUAUAUAUUCACUCACCCGCACCCACUCUCCACUAACCCUCGUCUGCUAUGCUCUGCUCCGCUCCUCACAUCUCCAGCUCACAUAACUCCGGAGAGCCUAACACAGAGUUAGUGAGCUGCUAGUUGCUGCAAUGGCGAGGUGCGCCUUCUUGUCCCAGCCGACGCUGGUGCUGCUUCUGGUGCUUCUCGGUGAUGUGGUUGCGAUGGCGAUGGCCAGGCCGCUGCUGGGCGCUACCGCGGACGCGCCGACGCCGUUGCCAGCGGAGGGGCCGGAUGGCGUGGCGCGGCCCGCCGGCGGGAGGCACGACCGGUCCAUCGCCGGCGCCGAGGUGAUCCUCGCCGGGUUCGCCGCGGCCGUCAUGGCCGUCAUCUUCCUCUACAUCCGGGUCACCAGGAAGAGCAACGACAGGGCAGCAGCCGGAAUGGCGGGGAAGGCUUAGAAGAAGAGUUCAGACGGUACUGUCUCCUUGUGUUUUGGGUUCUUGGGGUUCAGAGACUUGUAAAGAAGAUGAGAGAUGAGAUGAUCGGUAGAGUUAAGUUUACUGGUUUAGAGUGAACUCUCCGUGUGUGUGUGUGUGUGUGUCACCGUGGUAAUUAAACUGGAAAUCUGUAGUUUGUCAUGUACAUGUAUGCGUGGAGAGCUUGGGGUUUGAGAAUGAGAUUUAGGGAAAAAACAGCGAAACAUCAGCUGAGCUAGCACGGUUCUUAAAAUCUUAAAUCGUGUAUCCGUGCUCUGUUUUGAUCUUGUGUCAGAAUCUUAAGCCUGCAAGAAGAACAGCCAA